Fulvia fulva is the source of this 939-nucleotide messenger RNA. RefSeq lists its product as uncharacterized. The coding region runs from base 1 to 939 and encodes 312 amino acids. NCBI's taxonomy places the organism in Eukaryota, Fungi, Ascomycota, Dothideomycetes, Mycosphaerellales, Mycosphaerellaceae. Gene Ontology annotation, biological process: monoatomic ion transport. The record is from RefSeq and is a predicted model, not a curated record. Gene Ontology annotation, molecular function: monoatomic ion channel activity. The transcript is spliced from 2 exons. Gene Ontology annotation, cellular component: endoplasmic reticulum; plasma membrane.
AUGGUAGGCAACAACGCAUUGAACGUCAAUGACGCCAUCAUCAACGGCGGAAGCGCAGACAUCGCGCUCACCACGCGCGGCAGCGACUGGUACUGGGCCGUCUGCGCCGUCAUGACCGCCGCCGCCUUCGCCUUCAUGGGUCUCGCCUACACCAAGCCCCGCCGCGACCGCAUCUUCCACUACAUCACCGCGGGCGUCGUAAUGGUGGCCGCCAUCGCCUACUUCACCAUGGCCUCGCACUUGGGCUUCACCCCCAUCCGCGUCGAGUUCCAGCGCGACAACCCCAUCGUCCGCGGCGUCACGCGUGAAAUUUACUACGUCCGCUACAUCGACUGGGUCAUCACCACCCCGCUCCUCCUCAUGGACCUGCUCUUGACCGCUGCGCUGCCAUGGCCAACGAUUCUCUGGGCGAUUCUUGUCGACGAGGUCAUGAUCAUUACCGGUCUCGUCGGCGCCCUCGUCGCAUCGAGCUACAAAUGGGGCUACUUCGUCUUCGGCUGCGUCGCCAUGUUCUGGAUCAUCUACAUCCUCGUCUGGGAGGGUCGCCGCCACGCCAACGCCAUCAGCACCGACGCCGGUAAGGCCUUCCUCAUCUGUGGCUCCCUCACCGCUUUCAUGUGGACGCUCUACCCGAUCGCCUGGGGUCUCUCCGAGGGUGGUAACGUCAUCUCCAGCGAUGGGGAGGCCGCUUUCUAUGGUGUUCUCGACCUGAUCGCCAAGCCUGUCUUUGGUGCUCUCCUUAUCUGGGGUCACCGUAAUAUCAGCCCAGCUGAUCUCGGCCUGGCUAUUCAUGAUUAUGGUGCUGAUGAGCCGAUCUUCCAUGAGAAGAAUCAUCAGAAUGGGCAGGGACCGCUUGCUGAGCACAGUGGUGCUAACCGUCCUGUCAACAGCGCUACCAAUGGCACCAACGGCACCAACGGUGUUACUGAGACUGUCUAA